AGUUAUUGCAAACCUGAUGAAAACAUUGUGUGAAGAACAACUCAAUUGCGAAAUAACAGCAUCCUCUUAGUUGGGUUUUGACGCGCAUUUAUUUGUUUACAGGCAGUGUCCGAGCACCGUUGUACGUUUAUGAUGACCCUCAAAGCAACUCAAAGGUGUGCUUUAUAUUAUGCAGUAAGGAGUAGAUCUCUGGGCUCAUGUAGGACGUUCUCCACUCUAACCACGGUCACAUUUCAAAUUUCCAAACAAAGUACAGAAGUCCUUUGUGUUCGUUCACAAAUACCACAGCCUCAGACGCCUCAGCAGCCACAGCAGCCACAACAGCCUCAGCAGCCACCGCAAAAACCAAACCCACAGACGCCUCAGCAGCCAUGGCAAAAACCGAACCCACAGACGCCUCAGCAGCCAUGGCAAAUACCAAAGCCUCAGACGCCUCAGACAUCUCAGCAGCCAUGGCAAAUACCACAGCCUCAGACGCCUCAGCAGCCACAACAGCCUCAGCUGCCACCGCAUAAACCAAACCCACAGACGCCUCAGCAGCCAUGGGAAAUACCAAAGCCUCAGACGCCUCAGCAGCCAUCACAAAAACCGAACCCACAGACGCCUCAGCGGCCAUGGCAAAUACCAAAGCCUCAGACGCCUCAGCAGCCUCAGCAUCCACAACAGCCUCAGCAGCCACCGCAAAAACCAAACCCACAGACGCCUCAGCAGCCAUGGCAAAAACCGAACCCACAGACGCCUCAGCAGCCAUGGCAAAAACCGAACCCACAGACGCCUCAGCAGCCAUGGCAAAUACCAAAGCCUCAGACGCCUCAGACAUCUCAGCAGCCAUGGGAAAUACCAAAGCCUCAGACGCCUCAGCAGCCAUCACAAAAACCGAACCCACAGACGCCUCAGCAGCCAUGGCAAAAACCAAACCCACAGACGCCUCAGCUGCCACCGCAUAAACCAAACCCACAGACGCCUCAGCAGCCAUGGGAAAUACCAAAGCCUCAGACGCCUCAGCAGCCAUCACAAAAACCGAACCCACAGACGCCUCAGCGGCCAUGGCAAAUACCAAAGCCUCAGACGCCUCAGCAGCCUCAGCAUCCACAACAGCCUCAGCAGCCAUGGCAAAUACCAAACCCACAGACACCUCAGCAGCCUCAGCUGCCUAAGCAGCCUCAGCAGCCCUGGCAAAUACCGAACCCACAGACGCCUAAGCAGCCUAAGCCGCCGGAGCAGCCAUGGCAAAUACCAAACCCUCAGACGCCUCAGCAGCCUGACCAGCCACAACAGCCAUGGCAAAUACGAACCCACAGACGCCUCUGCAGCCUAAGCAGCCUAAGCAGCCUCAGCAGCAAUGGCAAAUACCAAACCCACAGACGCCUCAGCAGCCUAAGCAGCCCCAGCAGCCAUGGCAAAUACCAAAUUCCCAGACUCUUCAGCAGCCUCAGCAGCCUCAGCAGCCGUCAUAUAUAG
This is a messenger RNA of Gasterosteus aculeatus aculeatus (three-spined stickleback), 1461 nucleotides long. NCBI's taxonomy places the organism in Eukaryota, Metazoa, Chordata, Actinopteri, Perciformes, Gasterosteidae. The record is from RefSeq and is a predicted model, not a curated record.